AGCUGGUGACUAUGUUCUACAAUGUGGCUGCAGGAAUGUACUUGUGUGAAUGCAGAAACGACUGCAGUGGGGUGGUAGGGCUGGCCAUGUAUCGGGACUGCCGAUUCUGCCGGGACUUUCGAACCUGCUUCGGUAGUUAUGAAGUCAACCAUACAUGCACAAGUGGCCUUGCGUACAACCAUGUGACCGGAAACUGCUUCCCUGUGGCCGAAGUGAAUUGUGGGAGCUCAAGUCGAAUACUGACAUCUUCUGUGGAGGAAGGCAUUAAUCAAACGACUUGCGUGGAUGACUGCAGCGGCCGUCCAAGCGGCAACUACCAGUCAUGUUCCACGUGUCAUGGUUUUACCACCUGCUCUAACGGAAUUACCUACAAAAUGAAAUGUGCCGUGCCGGCGUUGUGGUACGACUCCAGCGUGGGAGCGUGUAUUGCUGUAUCAUCCACCUGCUUCUAUGCAGGGUAG
This is a messenger RNA of Haliotis rubra (blacklip abalone), 461 nucleotides long. RefSeq lists its product as uncharacterized. Gene Ontology annotation, cellular component: extracellular region. The transcript has 3 exons. Gene Ontology annotation, molecular function: chitin binding. The record is from RefSeq and is a predicted model, not a curated record. NCBI's taxonomy places the organism in Eukaryota, Metazoa, Mollusca, Gastropoda, Lepetellida, Haliotidae. Bases 12 to 461 code for a protein of 149 amino acids.